Onychostoma macrolepis is the source of this 3814-nucleotide messenger RNA. It is a transcript of the gene agbl2, whose product is annotated as AGBL carboxypeptidase 2. Bases 312 to 2930 code for a protein of 872 amino acids. Gene Ontology annotation, molecular function: zinc ion binding; metallocarboxypeptidase activity. Lineage: Eukaryota; Metazoa; Chordata; Actinopteri; Cypriniformes; Cyprinidae. The transcript has 23 exons. Gene Ontology annotation, biological process: proteolysis. The record is from RefSeq and is a predicted model, not a curated record.
GGCAACAGUGACACAAAUGGCGUCAGGGGCGCCUCAACAAUAACUGUAACGAGGACAUUUCCAUUAAAAAGUAUAACUGUUUAGCUCUCUGCUAAAACCCGUUUUAAUUUUAAAACACUAACCACUACGCAGUUUUCCUCAGGGGUUUAAAGCAAGAUGGUUCUAUAUUAACCAGCGGUGUUAUUUGAUAUCCUGUCAGGCGCUUGUAAAUUGAGUUAUUUGAAAGUUAACGUUAUUUGUUGUUUAUUGUUAUUUAUUGUUUACUAUGCCUUAAUGAGCUGCGUGCAAUCGCAUCGCAUCGAGGCUCGGGAAUGCAGAAAUCAGAUGAUCCAUACGAGAGAUUCAUUUUGCUUCAUCUUCAGCAUUAUGGAUUCCUCUCAGACAAUACCUCUUCUGUGCAUGCUGGCGUCCUCAUCAAAAGAGAGUGGGAGGGCAACCAAGAUUCUACUGCUUCCGACAUGAUCAACUCACCAUCUGAGAGCAAUGACUCCAACUUCGAAGAGGAGCCGGAGGAACCCAAGCCAUGUCAAAAUUUUUUCAGCUUAGACAAAGUUCUUAGAACCCGACAGCUUGUGUUUGAUUUUGACGGUGAGCGGCCCAUUCCACGCCUGAGGGAGCCUUUGGACCUCUUCACAAUCCCAUCUACCUCCUGUCCAUUCCAGGGCGUCCGCUGGCCCAUCGAAUGUGAAGUGAUCCGUGACAAAAUCCAGCAUAUAGAAUGGGACCCUUCAGAGCCGGAGCCAUUCUAUCAACUAACAGGUGAUGAACAGGCUCCCAUGCCGGUAGGAGGGGUAAGAGGAAACACUGUCUACCGCAUAGACCCAGCAACAAAAAACUUUUACUUCACCUACUCUCGUGUGGGUGGAAGCAGAGGACCCAUUAAAAGUGCCACGUCCUGUGCCAACCAUCAGGAGGAGCCUACGCUAGCUUUUGAGUCCCGUUUUGAGAGUGGAAACCUACAAAAAGCAGUGCAAGUUGGUCAGUAUGACUAUGAGCUGACUUUGCGCACUGACUUGUAUACCACUAAGCACACUCAGUGGUUCUACUUCCGGGUGAAGAACAUGAGGGCAGGCGUCACCUACCGCUUCACCAUCAUCAACCUGAUGAAGGCCAGCAGUCUGUAUAGUGCUGGAAUGCGCCCACUGCUCUACUCUGAACAUGCUGCCUGGCUGAAGGGGGAAGGAUGGCAGCGAACAGGAGCAAAUAUUAGGUACUAUAGAAACAACACUGAAAAGGAUGGAAAAGUGUUGUACUCCCUCACCUGGACUCUGGAGUUCCCUUUCGACGGUGACACCUGCUACCUGGCCCACUGCUACCCUUAUACAUAUUCAAACCUACAGCAUUACCUGCGUGAGGUCAUCUCAGACCCUGUCCGUGCAGCUUACUGUAAGCUGCGGGUGCUCUGUCGUAGUCUGGCGGGAAAUGCGGUGUAUGUAUUGACUGUAACAGCUCCGUCCAACAGCUUAGCAGAACGCAAAGCCAAGCGGGCAGUUGUUGUGACGGCACGGGUGCAUCCAGGAGAAACCAACGGCUCUUGGAUGAUGCAGGGUUUUCUGGAGUUCCUGCUGAGCGACUUGCCUGAUGCGCGUUUGUUGAGGGAAAUUUUCAUCUUUAAGGUUAUACCGAUGUUAAACCCUGACGGUGUGGUGGUGGGAAACUAUCGGUGUUCACUCACAGGCCGGGAUUUGAACCGAAACUACCGCAGUCUGCUACGUGACUCUUUCCCAUGCAUUUGGUACACUCGCAGCAUGGUGAAACGGUUGCUUGCUGAAAGAGAGGUGGUGGUCUACUGUGAUUUUCACGGUCAUAGCAGGAAAAACAACGUGUUCAUGUAUGGAUGCAGUGAUCGGAAAGAUGCCUCGCAGUGUCUUCAAGAACGCGUUUUCCCUCUCAUGAUGAGCAAGAAUGCUACAGACAAGUUUUCUUUUAGGAGCUGCAAGUUCAAAAUGCACAAGAGCAAAGAGGGCACCGGCCGCAUCGUUAUGUGGAGACUAGGCAUUAGGAACAGCUACACAAUGGAGUCAACCUUUGGAGGCUCCACACUGGGCGACAGGAAGGGAACACACUUCAGCACACGGGACCUGAAAUCAAUGGGCUAUUGCUUUUGUGACACUCUGCUUGACUUUUGUGACCCCAACCCAGCCAAGACCAAACACUGUUUGGAGGAGUUAGGGCUGUUAUUGAGACAAGAGGUCAGACAGAAGCUGGGAAGAGAAGUGGACUCCUUAGAGGAUCUGUCUGACAUUGACAUCGAGUCUAGCACAAGUGGAUCAAACAGUACCGAAUCAGAUGGACUUCCUGUUCAUCUUCUAAAUGCCACAAACCAGGGCAAGAAAAAACACCUAAGAAGCCGCAAAGAAAGGAACCGACUCCGACAAGAACGAGUAAAGAGCACAGGACCCAAAAUUAUUCAAAGGAACAUCAAACAUUUGGAUCCUGUGCCCUCAAAUGAAGAUGUGGUCAAAGUGAGAAUCCAAGAGAAAACUAUGUCCUUUGUGAAGGACACUAAGAAACAAAAGAUGCCAUGUCCGGUAAGGGCGAAUCAGACUGUGAGGUCUUGGAUCCCUCAUCCCACCACUCAGAUUGGUGUUGUAGAAAAUGUUUCAGAUCUAUGGGGGAACAGACCAGAAAAGAUUGUGCCUGCCACCAGUUUGCACAAUGGUUAUUCAUCUUAUCGUCACUCUGUCUCAGUUGAUACUGGGCAUAAAACAUAUCAGUACGCUACCUCAUCAGCCCCCCAGGGGCAAUUACAACGACAGACCCACCUAGUUAUUGGAGGUCAGAAAAGAUGUCCGUCAGUACCAGCCUCCAGAGAACGAUCUCUGAUUAUACCAGUCCAACCGUACACAAUGUCCUUGUACCCCGAUUACAGACUUCAGCCAGAAAUGAAAGGCAUGUCUUCUGACUUCUUAUUUGCAAAUUUUCAAUAAAAUUCUGACCACAUAGUUGACAUAUUUAUCAUUUUGCUGCAUCUCACAGAAAGACCCCAUAUUUCGAACAUUACACAGAGGAGUCAACAGAAACUCAGGCAGGAAAGUCAGAUGCAAGUGACCCAUAUUCCCGUCAAAAAUUUAAUGCCACUUGACAACAUGGGAACACUGAGGAUCAGUCAUAAGACAGAUGGAGGAGGUGCUAUGGCUGGCCUUGCAUCACCAGAUACAGAGAAGUCCAGAAGGGCCAACCAAAUCAGUAAACAAGAUGCUUCCUGUUUCCUCCCUGACCUACACAGCCACGGUCAAUUGUUUGGGAAUCAGGCUGCAAUCGGAAGUCUGAGGUUGGGGCGGCUGCCCAAAGGAAGCAAAACUCAGGUUUUCAGGAGAAAUGUUGCCUCUACAGACAGCCUGAGCAGUGAGGAGAACCACUACCAUGGUAGUGGCUAUUCUUCCUGGGGUCCAACAAGAGUUGACUCAAGAGUCCAUGCAAGUGGAGGACGAGUCCACAGACGUUUGGCCUCAAACAUCUCACAUGCUGCAGUCUUAUGAAAAGCUGGUCAAGCCAGAAAAAAGCACAUGAAGAGGAUGAAGAGAUGAUGGUCAUUUUCUUUGAAGCCAAGUGCCUGAAUAUGUAGUUGCAUGUAAUUCUCUAUUUCAAUUGUGCAAUCCUUAACUAGCGUUUUUUUUUUAAAUACAUUUAAUAAAAAAUACAUAAACACUGGAAAACAAAGACUUUUUCCCCCCAAUUUUAUUUUUUAGCUAUAUUCUGAAAUAGGUAGUUCACUAAAGUUAUUUUAAUAUGAACUUCUUUUCUAUUGAAGAGAUGUAAUUUGUUAUUGAAAAAUUGCUGUGUGAUCUUUUCCUUUUUUUUUGGAAGUGAC